AUGCUGAGCACCUCGACGACCAACGGCCACCCCUUGUUUGCGUUCGGUGGGGGGAAUGGGCCUUCUGUUCAAGACGGCGGAGAUACGACGGGCGCCUACGACUUUUUGCCCUCUGUGAGCUUCGACGAUCUCCAGAGCAGCCUCGAGUCCGCGUCCACCGACUUCAAGCUGACCCAGUUCCCAUCACCCACCGGCCAGGGCAGCAUCCUCGAGUCGGGCACCAUGACUGAAAAACCACCCACCGCUCUUCCCAGUGCCAGCACGCCCCGUGCCGCUGGAAACGCGCCCCCCGUCUCGCGCCCGGGGCGGUCCGGCUCCAUACUCAGGCGGCCCAGCACGUCGACCCGACAGACGAGCAUCUCAUCCACCAUGUCGGCCUCGUCUGGUGGUGUUGGUGGUGGCGGUGGCGUGCUCGACGCACCGACGGCCCCCGCCGCCAUGAGGAACCGCCGACAGAGCCACUACCCCCCCGUCUCUAACAGCAACAUUGCGAAACCUCCCAGGAAAUCGAUCGGGCCCGGCAUUCUGGACGGAGACUAUGCCUCUCGGCCGGGCCAGAAGCGGCGGCCGAGUCUGAUAUCGAACGCCGGCAGCAGUGCCGACUCGACGCGCACCUCGAUUGACGGAACAAUGAACAGCGGCUUCGACACGACUCGGACGUUUACGAACGUUCGCACCGCCAAGGCCAGGUCUAUUGGACCGCCGCUGCCUCGAACAAACUCGGCAAGCCUGACCGCAGGAAACAUUAUGACACCGGAACAGAACCGUCUGUCGGCCGCCUUCUCGCCACGGUCGCCCCGCGGCGCAGGCAGGGGAACCAUGGCCCCCGGCUCCGCGCAGUCUACGGCGAGCCAGAAGCGUGCCUCCAUCAUGCCCGGCAUGCCUCACUCCUCGCAUGCUACCGGCCUCGGCGCCCGGACCAUUAGUCCUACCGAUACCCGGCGAAUGAAGCGUCUCUCGACGCAUCAGCCUCAGAGCCUUAACCACAUCGCCGAUGCACCCCCUCCGCCGCCUCUGGAGCCGCGCGAGCACUCGAGGUCGCCCUCCAUGAUCCCCCGAAAGGCUUCGGCCACUCCGUCAUCGUCGCGAACGACGCCCGAUAUCAAUAGAAAGUCGUACAGCUCCGGCCUGUCGAUUGGUUCAUCAAACAGCUUCAACACUGUCAGGACGUCGACCGGCUCGAUUCAGCCACGCAUCCCACAGUCGGGGUCUACGUCACGCCUGCCAGCACCCAAGUCAUUGGCGUCUCACUCUCACGGCAACAACGCCGGCGAGGAUGCCGAAGACGUGCCCCCGGUUCCCGCCAUCCCGAAAGCGUACGAGUCCCCCAAGGAAUCAGCGGUCGACAUGUCCUUCAUGGACAAGAGGAGGGCCAAUCUGGCCGCCGAUGCCAGCAGCAUUCAUAGCAACUCUACCGGCAGCUUCUCUAUCCCCCCUGCGCUGGAGCCCAUCAACAGGGUAGGACGGAAAGCCAGCACACGAAAAUCGACGGCUGCCAUGCCCGUCGAGGGGGACAAAAAGGCGAACCCCCCCGUCACCAAGAGGAAUCCGCCGGGCAUGCGCCUUCCGCCCAUCACGGUCGGGCCUCUCAAUCCUUCCACUGCCGCCAAAGUAGCGGCUCUGCAGGCAGGGCAUUCUGACAGGAAUCUGAGUCCUCCCCCCUCGCGCAUCCUCGCCAAGACGCCAUCGACGCCCAUGACGGCCUCGAAGAGCAGCUUCUUCUCUCGCAACCACAAUGACGAGAAGAUUGAUCUCCCGAACCUUCGCAGCAGUAGCACGGUGAAUCACAACCGACUCGACAGUGCGUCCGGUGUGGAUGGAGGAAGCUCGUCCGAGUCUCUGAUGGGCAUGACCAAGAAGACGCGUCGCAAGCCUAGCAUGUCGCCGUUCUUGUCAUCCUCUGUGCCCAAGAACGAUCCCGACGCUGCGUUCAUCAAGAGGCCAAAGACGGGUGAUAUCGGCAACCUCACUGAACCCAUUCCUGAGGCGAGCCCCCAGCGCAAACCUUCGGGCCCACGCCCGCAAAAGCCAGUCAAGGCUAAGCCCAAGUCACCCGUACCGAAUUCCGACCCCGAGGAACCUCCCACACCGUCCUCCAUGAGCUCGCUCCGCCGGAAACUCAGUCUAUCAUGGAAGCGAAGUGCCUCCAAGAACGGCACCGCCCAACCUGCAGCUACGACGGCCAAGCCGACAGAGCCAAGCGUGCGACAAGACAGCAUGCCCCCGCCGCGGAUCCCCAUCUCUGCCACCGUCGGCAACCUCGGCAGCAUCGCCAACCCGUCGAGCCCCCACGUCGGAACCCCCAAGUCCACUGGCACCUACCUCGAAAGCCGGCGUCGGAAGAGCUCAGCGUCUAGCUUGCAAACUUUCGGGCACGAUCGGACCAAGAGCGACAACUGGGCCCCGAAUGGCACGAGCACCCCUAGGAAGGAAAUGCCCGGCGAUACGCCAAAAGAACGUACCCAACCAAUGCCUCGCAAUGCGUCGGUCAUGCAGAAGAUCCUCAGGCCCAAGGCUUCUGCCGCCACCAUGCGGGCCAACGAUCCAUGGACCGCAGAUCUCGACAAGGACGACUUGAUCGCAGAGGAGGAAAUCCGAAAGAUGGGCUCGAGGAGGAAGGAAACUGAGAUUGCCGCCCGGACGCUUGACGCGCUCAAGAAGCGCGCCACGCCCAAGGAGAGGGUCGGGCCUCAUGAGGCCAUCAGGAUAGCCAUGCUGAAUCUCUAUGAGCGGGGCGAGAUUAUUGACUACAGCGAUGUGUACUUUUGCGGGACGCAGAACGCGCAGAAAGUGGUGGGCGACCUGCAGUCCGACAAGCCCAACUUUGGCUAUGACGACGAACGGGGCGAUUACACCAUUGUCCCUGGCGACCACCUCGCAUUCCGGUACGAGAUCAUUGACAUCCUUGGCAAGGGAAGUUUCGGACAGGUCGUCAGGUGUAUUGACCACAAGACGGGUGUUCUGGUGGCCGUCAAGAUCAUUCGCAACAAGAAGAGGUUCCAUCAACAAGCUCUCGUCGAAGUUAACAUCCUGCAAAAGCUUCGCGAAUGGGUACGUUGCCUUUUUCUUUCUCGUCCUCCUGUUGAGAUACAAUAA
Messenger RNA from Verticillium nonalfalfae, 3096 nucleotides. RefSeq lists its product as uncharacterized. Bases 1 to 3096 code for a protein of 1031 amino acids. The transcript has a single exon. The record is from RefSeq and is a predicted model, not a curated record. NCBI's taxonomy places the organism in Eukaryota, Fungi, Ascomycota, Sordariomycetes, Glomerellales, Plectosphaerellaceae. Gene Ontology annotation, molecular function: protein serine/threonine kinase activity; ATP binding; protein serine/threonine/tyrosine kinase activity. Gene Ontology annotation, biological process: peptidyl-threonine phosphorylation; peptidyl-serine phosphorylation.